Mobula hypostoma (lesser devil ray) is the source of this 7434-nucleotide messenger RNA. It is a transcript of the gene pomt2, whose product is annotated as protein-O-mannosyltransferase 2. Gene Ontology annotation, molecular function: dolichyl-phosphate-mannose-protein mannosyltransferase activity. Lineage: Eukaryota; Metazoa; Chordata; Chondrichthyes; Myliobatiformes; Myliobatidae. Gene Ontology annotation, biological process: protein O-linked glycosylation via mannose. The coding region runs from base 1212 to 3128 and encodes 638 amino acids. Gene Ontology annotation, cellular component: membrane; endoplasmic reticulum. The transcript has 20 exons. The record is from RefSeq and is a predicted model, not a curated record.
CUAACAUUCUGAAAUGGUUGUAAUAAUACAGAAUGAUGUUCCCCUGGAACGUGAUGGUUGUCCAUGGUAGUCCACACUAACUUGUGGGGGAUUGAUCCAUAGGCAUUGGCCAGGUCAAGCCAGAAAACCAUCUGUUCUUCUGCGCCUCUUGAGUGAGUUGGGUCACCACUCCUGUAUGCUGCAAACACCUGGGCAUUCCUAGAGUACCUCCCUUCUGCACAAAUGUAUAGCAACCAUUCCUGGAGCAGAAAGCUGCCAGCCGCCUUGCGACUAUGCUGAAAAUUAUCUUUCCUUCAACACGGCAAUAAGAUGAUCUUGAACUGGUCGAUGUUCUUGUAGUGUUUCAGGAUGCCAUCAGCAAAUUUCCACUGCUCAGCCACUUUUCCUGUCUGUGAGUAGUUGGGACAGUGCCUUUCCCAGAGUUUCAUUCUGAGAAUCAUCCUCAUGAACCUUCUCUGGGCUCUCUCCAAUUACAUCCUUUCUGAGAUUUGGAACUCAAAACUGUUGACAGUACUCUUAAGUGCAGCCUGAUUAGUGUCUUAUAAAGCCUCAGCAUUAUCUCCUUGCUCUUAUAUUCUAUUUCCCUUGAAAUAAGAUAAGAUAAAACUUUAUUUAUCCUGAAGGAAAUUAUUGUUGCAAGGUUGCUCAGUCAGAAAUAUAAACUUUAAAAUACAAAAUGUAAGCAUUGAGGUAAAAAAAAACAAAAUGUGCAUUAAAAGUAAUAGUGCAAAAUACAGAUGUGCAAUGAAACCAUAUACUUAAGGAAGAGGAGUUGUAGAGUCUUUAUAGCCACAGGGAGAAAGGAUCUCCAGUGUCAUUCAGUGGUACACCUCAGUGGAAUCGGUCUGGUAUUAAAGUUGCUCUUCUGUUUGUCCAGUAUGUCAUGGAGUGGGUGAGAGGGAUUGUCCAUAAUGCUCUGUAGCUUCUGCAGCAUCCUCCUCUGAGACACAGCCACCAGGGAAUCCAGUUCCACCUCCAGAACAGAACCAGCCUUCCUGAUGAGCUUAUCGAUCUUCUUGCAUCAGCUGCUCUCAUUGUGCUGCCCCAGCAGACUACAGUGUAGAAUGGAAGGUUGGCCAAACUGAGUUGGAGAAUAUCUGCAGCACAGCACUGGAGACCUUGAAUGACUGGAACCUCCUCAGGAAGUACAGUCGGCUCUGUCCCUUGUACAGAGCCCCCAUGUUUUUAGUCCAGUCUGAUUUAUUGUCCAGAUGCUAAUUGGAUUAGCAGGAUAUUUGACUGGAUAUGAUGGCACUUUUCCCUUUAAGAAACCUGGAGACAAGUAUGAACACCACCAUUACUAUGGCAUGAGAGCGGUAAGGAAUCUCUGUGCAAUCCUGGGGUCUUGCCUCGUUCCCUUUGCAUAUCUCAUUGUUUUGGAGCUGACCAGGUCACUCACUGCUGCACUUGUUGCUGCUGUUGUUCUGAUAUUUGAUACUGGAUGUAUAACUAUUUCACAGUAUAUCUUGUUGGAUCCUAUCCUAAUGUUCUUUAUUCUGGGAGCAGUCCUGUGCAUGCUGAAGUUCAAUGCCAUGAAGGGCAGGCCUUUUUCUCUACCUUGGUGGCAAUGGUUGAUAUUGACAGGAGUUAACAUUGCUGGAGCCCUUGGAGUAAAAUUUGUUGGAAUCUUUGUGAUCAUCCUCAUUGGAAUUAACACUGCCAGUGACCUCUGGCACCUUCUGGGAAUUCUUGACGUAUCUUUGGUUGAGUUUGGAAAACACUUGCUAGCUCGAGUAUUGUGCCUUAUUCUCCUGCCUCUGGUUUUCUACACAACCUUUUUUGCAAUUCAUUUUACAGUUUUGAAUAAAAGUGGCCCUGGUGAUGGAUUCUUUAGCUCUGCAUUUCAGUCUCGUCUCAUUGGUAAUAACUUACACAAUGCCACAAUGCCAGAAUAUAUUGCUUAUGGAUCAAUAAUUACAAUGAAGAAUGUGCAGACUGCAGGGGGAUAUCUGCACUCUCACUGGCAUCUCUAUCCAGAAGGGGUUGGAGCACGACAACAGCAGGUUACAGCAUAUUUACACAAGGAUGAUAACAAUCUUUGGAUUGUCAGGAAACCUGAUCACACCACAGAUCCAGAUGGCCCUGCCCAGUAUGUACGACAUGGAGAUGUAGUCAAGCUUGAACACAAAGAGACAUCACGGAAUAUGCACAGUCACCAGCACGAAGCACCUCUGACUAAGAAGCAUUUCCAGGUCACAGGAUAUGGAAUAAAUGGCACAGGGGAUGCGAAUGAUUUCUGGAGAAUUGAGGUGAUUGGGGGACAGAAUGGGGACCUGAUUAAAGUCCUCAGGAGUAAAAUUCGAUUAAUCCACGUGGCGACUGGCUGUGUUCUGUACUCUUCUGGGAAGUCAUUGCCCAAGUGGGGAUGGGAGCAGGUUGAAGUCAGCUGUAGUCCUUACCUUAAAGAAACCCCCAACUCGUUGUGGAACACUGAGGAUCAUAUUAAUGCCAAAUUGCCGAAUAUCAGCCUGGAGGUGUUGAAACCAUCAUUCUCUGAGAUACUACUGGAAUCUCAUGUCGUCAUGAUACGGGGUAACAGUGGCCUAAAACCCAAAGACAAUGAGCUCACUUCAAAACCCUGGCACUGGCCAAUCAAUUAUCAGGGUCUUCGUUUUUCUGGCACAAAUGAGACUGAAUAUCGAGUUUAUUUAUUAGGAAACCCCGUGAUUUGGUGGCUGAACCUUUCAAGCCUUCUUAUCUACCUGCUUCUCUUCAGCAUUACAGUUGUCUACUUACAGCGAGGAUAUCAGCCCAUUCAUUUGGUCAGAGAGCGCUGUUACAUUAUUCUGCGUGCAGCCAGGCACGUGUUGCUGGGUUGGAUCCUGCAUUAUUUACCAUUCUACCUGAUGGGCCGAAUUCUCUACUAUCAUCACUACUUCCCGGCAAUGCUCUUUAGCAGCAUGUUAACAGCAAUUACCUGGCAUGUUCUGCUGCAAAGUUCUGACCUCUUCUUAAGCCAUCAGGUAGCCCGAAGAGUUUACACUGGUGGGGUUAUAUGCUUGAUUUUUGCCUGUAUGUACAGCUUCUAUUUGUUUCAUCCACUGGCCUAUGGGAUGGUUGGCCCGUAUGCUCAGGAUCCUCACAGUCCAAUGGCAGGGUUGAGGUGGAUGGAGUCUUGGGAAUUCUAAACCUCACUGAGCUCAGACACGAGUGACAGCAGCCGUUCAGUGUCAGAGCAUUGCCACAACGCUAAAGCGAAGAUUCUGUGAAGAGGAAUGGGGCGACUUGCUUUGCCAAACUUUUCAUCAAUUCUUCUCAUCUUCAACACAAACAAUGGUGUUAUUAAACAGACAUUUGUGAGAGUUUACUUGGAGUAUUAUGGUCACAGAUUCACAGGCAUAUUGCUGGAACUGGAGGCCUUUAGUUAUAAGAAUAGAAUGGAUAAUAGAUAGAUAGAUGUACUUUAUUGAUCCCGAGGGAAAUUGGGUUUUGUUACAGCCGCACCAACCAAGAAUAGAGCAUAAAUAUAGCAAUACAAAAACCACAAACAAUCAAACAAUAAAAUGCAAACUAUGCCAGAUGGAAAAUAAGUCCAGGACUAGUCUAUUGGCUCAGAGUGUCUGACCCUCCACGGGAGGAGCUGCAAAUUCAAUGGCCACAGGCAGUAACGACCUCCCUUGCCGCCCAGUGUUGAAUCUCAGUGGAAUGUGGCCGAAGUCCAACAGUAAAAAGUUCAAUAUCCGGUCUACAAACACAUUCCUCGAUCGUAAUAUGACCCGGAUUACACCAUCUGUUGUUAACCAGAACAGUAAGCACCCAACUCCUUUACGCUUACUACUCUCAGUGCACUUCUGGUCAGCCCGAACGGUCUGGAAGCCGUCCAUGGAAAAGUUUUGAUUGGGUAUGUCCUCGUGCAGCCCCGUUCCAGUGAAACACAUAACACUGCACUCCCGAAAUAUUCUCUGACGCCUGGCUAGUGCCGUGAACUCGUCCAUUUUAUUACCUACCGAACUCCUCUUCUCCAUAAGUCUCCAUAAGCUGGGACUGUUGUCUCUAAACCAAAGUAUAAUAUUUCUUUAUGGAGGUAUAUCCCUCUUGUGGAUAAGGUAGAUUGUCACAGACUUAUCCCAGGGUAGGGAGUAGAACUAGACGCAUGGAUAUGUGAACAUAGAAAGAUUUAAAGGGGACCUGCAGGUGAUGGAUAUGUGGAACAAAGUGCCAGGGGAAGUGGUAGGGGUGGUUGUGUAAAUAACCCUACAGGGCUGGUGGAAAAGGCAGAAACAUUAGGGCCUUUUAAGAUGCUCUUAGAUAGGGAUAUUGAGGAACACAUAGCAAGGAAGGGUUAGAUUGAUCUUAGAGUAGGUUAAAAGAUCAGUGCACGAUUGUGGACUGAAGGGCCUGUGCUGUUCUAUGUUCUAAAGGACAUUUAUAGACAAUAGGUGCAAAAGUAGACCAUUCAGCCCCUCGAGCCUGCACCGCCAUUCUGAGAUCAUGGCUGAUCAUCUACUAUCAAUACCCGGUUCCUGCCUUGUCCCAAUAACCCUUGAUUCUCCUAUCCAUAAGAUACCUAUCUAGCUCCUUCUUGAAAGCAUCCAGAGAAUUGGCCUCCACUGCCUUCUGAGGCAGCACGUUCCACACCUCCACAACUCUCUGGGAGAAGAAGUUCCUCCUCAACUCUGUCCUAAAUGACCUACCCCUUAUUCUUAAACCAUGCCCUCUGGUACUGGACUCUGCCAGCAUCUGGAACAUAUUUCCUGCCUCUAUCUUGUCCAAUCCCUUAAUAAUCUUAUAUGUCUCAAUCAGAUCCCCCCCUCAAUCUCCUUAAUUCCAGCGUGUACAAGCCCAGUCUCUCUUAACCUCUCUGCGUAAGACAGAGGAACAAGGACAAGAAAGAUUUAGAGCAGAUUCUGGAUUGGGUGUUGUGCAAUGAACUGGAAUGUGGCCUAAUCAAUGUUUUAUCCAGUGGCAAUAUGGCUGUUCAGUUUUUGAUGCAUUAAGGGCCUGUACUCAGUGGAAUUUAGAAGAAUGCAGGGGGAUCUCAUUGAAACCUACAGAAUGUUGAAAGGACUAGAUAGUGUGGAUGUGGAGAGGAUGUUUCCUAUGGUGGGGUAUCCAGAACUAGAGGGCACAGUCUCAAACUUGAGGGGCGACCCUUUGGAACAGAGGGAAGAAGGAACUUUUUUUAGUCAGAGUGUAGUAAAUCCGUGGAAUGCUCUGCCACAGACUGCGGUGGAGGUCAAGUCUGUAGGUAUAUUUAAGGCGGCAGCUGAUUGUUUCCUGAUUGGUCAGGGCAUCAAAGGGUAUAGCAAGAAGCCAGGUGUAUGGGGUUGAGUGGGAUCUGGGAUCAGCUAUUGAUGGAAUGGCGGAGCAUACACAAUGGGCUGAGUGGUCUAAUUCUGCUCCUAUGUCGUAUAGUCUUAUGGAAUUGAUUCACGAGCUUAAGGUAAAGGAACUCUUAGGGGCCAGUGAUCAUAAUAUGAUAGAAUUCACCCUGCAAUUUGAGAAGGAGAGGCUAAAGUCAGAUAUGUCAGUAUUACAGAGGAGUAAAGGGAAUUACAGAAGCAUGAGAGAAGAGCUGGUCAAAAUUGAUUGGAAAAGAACAUUGGCAGGGAUGACAGCACAGCUGCGAUGGCUGGAAUUUCUGGAAGCAAUUCGGAAGGCGCAGGAUAUAUAUAUAUAUCCCAAAGAGGAAGAAGUAUUCUAAAGGCAAAGUGACAAAACUGUGGGUAACGGGAAGUCAAAGCUAGCAAAAAAAAAAGCCAAAGAGAGGGCAUAUAACAGAACAAAAAUUUGUGGGAAGUUAAAGGAUUGGGAAAUUUUUAAAACCAGCUAAAAAAAAUGAUUAAGAAGGAAAAGAUAGAAUACAAAGGCAAGCUAACCAAUAAUAUUGAAGAGGAUACCAAAAGUUUCUUCAGAUACAUGAAGUGUAAAAGAGAGGUGAGAGUAGAUAGGGGACCGCUGGAAAAUGAUGCUGGAGAGGUAGAAAUGGGGAACAAGGAAAUGCGGGAUGAGCUGAAUAAGUAUUUUUCAUCACUCGUCACUGUGAAAGACACUAACAGUAUGCCAGAAGUUCGAGAGUGCAGGGGUCAGAAGUGUGUGAAGUUGCCAUUAUUAGGCAAAAGGUACUUGGGAAACUAAAACGUCUGAAGCAUAGAACCAUAGAACACUACAGCACAGUACAGGCCCUUCAGUCCUCGAUGUUGUGCCGACCCAUAUAAUUCCUUAAUAAAAAAAGUACUAAACCCACACUACCCUGUAACCCUCUAUUUUUCUUUCAUCCAUGUGCCCGUCCAAGAGGCUCUUAAAUACCCCUAAUGUUUCAGCCUCCACCACCAUCCCUGGCAAGUUAUUCCAGGCACCCACAACCCUCUGUGUAAAAAAAAACUUAGCCCGAUGUCUCCCCUAAGCUUCCCUCCCUUAACUUUGUACAUAUGCCCUCUGGUGUUUGCUAUUUGUGCCCUGGGUACUGGCUAUCCACCCUAUCUAUGCCUCUCAUAAUCUUGUAGACCUCUACCAAAUCCCCUCUCAUCCUUCUACACUCCAAAGAGAAAAGUCCUAGCUCUGCUAACCUUGCCUCAUAAGACUUGUUUUCCAAUCCCCGCAACAUCCUGGUAAAUCUCCUCUGCACCCUCUCCAUAGCUUCCACAUCCUUCCUAUAAUGAGGUGACCAGAAUUGAACACAAUAACUAAGUGUGGUCUCACCAGAGAUUUGUAGAGUUGCAACAUGAUCUCUCUACUCUUGAACUCAAUCCCCUAUUAAUGAAGCCUAGCAUCCCAUAGGCCUUUUAACUACCCUAUCAACAGGUGCAGCGACCUUGAGGGAUGUAUGGAUUUGAACCCCAAGGUCCCUUUGUUCAUCCACACUCUUAAGUAACUGACCAUUAACCCUGUACUCAGCCUUCUGGUUUGUCCUUCCAAAAUGCAUCACCUCACACUUAUCCAGAUUGAACUCCAUCUGCCACUUUUCUGCCCAACUCUGCAUCCUGUCUAUAUCCUCUUGUAACCUUCGACAACCUACAGCUCCAUCCACAACUCCUCCAAUCUUUGUGUCAUCUGCAAACUUACUCACCCAUUCUUCCGCCUCUUCAUCCAGGUCAUUUAUAAAAAUGACAAAUAGCAGGGGUCCCAGGACAGAUCCCUGCAGCACUGACCUCCAGACAGAAUACUUUCCUUCCACAACUACCCUCUGCUUUCUUCCCUUUAGCCAAUUUCUUAUCCAAACAGCCAAGGUUCCACUGAUCCCAUGCCUCGUGACUUUCUGGAUGAGCCUCUCGUGAGGGACCUUGUCAAAUGCCUUGCUAAAAUCCAUGUAGACCACAUCUACUGCCAUACUCUCAUCAAUUUUUUUUUGUUACCUCUUCAAAGAGCUCAGUUAGGCUCGUGAGGCAUGAUCUUCCCUUCACAAAGCCAAGUUGACUAUCCUUGAGUAGACUGUACUUCUCCAAAUGCUCGUAGAUCCUUUCCAAUAGUUUGCAGACCACCAACGUAAGACUC